CACGAAGGAGAAGAAAACCGUCUGGAUGUCAUGUCGCCACCAAAAGUGGAAAAUGAAAAGUAAAGGAGUUUGAGGAAGAAAAAGGGAAAAACAUCGUUGCUACAUGUGACAUCAUCUAAGAGACACUGUGCUGCUGGAGGACAACCAUGAGGCGGACCACACAGAUCGACGUCAAGCGCGCCCUUGUUCUGACAGCCACCUUCAGCUUCCUCUGCUGCUGCUCUAAAGCCUGCCUGCUCCCCUUCCUCACCCUGUACUUCCGCCAGCUGGGUCUGUCUCCAUCCAUGACUGGCAUCGUCAUGGCCAUCAAGCACUCCGUAACCCUGGUGUGGAGUCCAGCAGCCGGUCUCCUCUCCAAGCGCUACAACAAGAGACGGCUGGUGAUAAACUGCUCGCUCGUGUUUUCUGCUGCGGUUCUGCUGCUGCUGCUUCUCCCGUCUGUAGGGAAGCUUGGCGCACAGAGCAGCACCUGUAACACCUCUGACCUGAGCUCUGGUUCAGGCCAAAGUCAGUUGAAUGUUACCCCUAGUCAGACGUUGCCAACACAUACAAAUUUAGUCAUUCCGACGUCGCCUGUCAGUGAGUGGAGACUUGGUCCUGUAACAACUCCGCCUAAUAGGAAUGAUACAGAACACUCUGAAGUUCCUGUUUCACAAGGAAACUUAUCUGAGGUGCCAAUCAUCACUCAGACAGUAGCGAGUGUUCAGCAUUCCACCGUCAGCUCCUUAGAGAAUGCAGCAAGGAAUAAGAAGUCUGCGAUCACAUCGGACCGCUUUGAGGACCAACAGAAGGGGAGUUCAGGAUUUCUCGCGACCCUUAAGGAGAUGGACAUUCAGAACCAGCUCUUCUACUUGACGCUUAUCAUCGUGUUGGUGUGGGAGUUUGCGUCAGCUCCUCUCGAGUGGACAGCUGACGACGGGCUUUACGAGUAUCUGGACUACGCAGAUGCCUCAGACCGCCAUGGCAGUGCCGAUGUAUGGGGUCUGCUCGGGGCGGUAUGCGGGGUCGGGGGUGCCGGGCUUGUGGUCGCCCAGCUCAGUUGUCACGUAGCAGCCACUCGCGCUUCCAGAAGCGCUGUGCAUUUCUAUUCCUACACAGGCCUGGCAGCUCUAGCCCUGCCCGUAGGCGUCUACCUCCCUCUGUAUCUGAACAGAAAGCGAGACCGGGCCAAUGGGCUCCUUAAGGGUGUGCAGCUGGUCCAUGGCUCCCCCCACGCUUUACUGUGCGCCUUCACCAUCAUCCUGGUCGGGGUGGUGAAUUCGGCUGUGGAGAACUUCUUGCUUUGGCAGAUGGAGGAUCACGGGAGCACUGAACUGCACAUGGGACUGUCCCUAGCUCUUUCUUUGCUCUCACAGGUGGUCUUCCCCCUCCUGGCUGGCAGAGUAUCCAAACUCCUAAGCCCAGGGAGGGUUCUCGUCAUUGGGGCCGCUAGUCUCGGGUUGCAGUGCUUCUACUACUCCUUCCUCUGGGGACCCUGGGCGGCCUUGCCUGCACAAGUGCUGGGUACCUUGAGCAGCGGCGCUGUUUGGUGGGCUGUGAGGAUCCAAUGCGAGGACAUCGCAACACCAGGGGCCGAAAGAAACGUCAGGAGGGUCUACAGUUCCCUGUGCCUGCACCUUGGGAGUGGACUCGGGAGUUUUGCCGGCGGGUUCGUGGCGCAGAGAUUUGGGAUGACAUGGUUGUUCAGAGGGGUUGCCAUAGGAAUUAUGGCGUGGUGUGUGUGUCUUCCUUUCCUGCAGUGGAAAGCCCCACGUCAGCGCAGGAUUAACUACUCGCGCCUUUUGGCAGCUGAUGCAAGCGAGGCCAGUGACUCCGAAUCUGAGCCGGAGAGAGACUGGCUGGAUAAGGCCAUGGAGAAUGACCGAGGCAAUAACAACUACGAAAGGCGACUCAGACACCAAAACUGACAGAGGUCGCGUGGUAAGAGGUCAGAAUUAGCUCUGAUCAGUAAUGAGCUGGUUAAAUCUACCUGACCCUAAAAAUGUCCAUCAUUUUCAGUGUUGCACCAACAACACUUCCCUUAAUUGCCUUUUUGAGUUUCUUCAAGUCUUUCAGGAUAUGCCUGUACCGUCUUUCUACAUCUGUGGACUGAGACUUUUGCUCAUUCUUCUUUGAAUAAAGCCUCAAAGUCAGUCAGAUUGGAAGAAAAGCAUCUGGGAAAAUCAUAUUUGAAGUCAAAUUCACAGAUUCUCAAUUGGAUUAAGGUCUUCACAUUGACUGGGCCAAUCUGACACAUGAACAUGCAUUAGUUGUAGGGUUGUUACUGCUGAAAGUGGAAGGUCUUUUGCAAAAAAAAAA
Messenger RNA from Poecilia latipinna (sailfin molly), 2298 nucleotides. RefSeq names its product major facilitator superfamily domain containing 6-like (gene mfsd6l). Gene Ontology annotation, cellular component: membrane. The transcript has 2 exons. The coding region runs from base 147 to 1907 and encodes 586 amino acids. NCBI's taxonomy places the organism in Eukaryota, Metazoa, Chordata, Actinopteri, Cyprinodontiformes, Poeciliidae. The record is from RefSeq and is a predicted model, not a curated record.